Zea mays is the source of this 3325-nucleotide messenger RNA. RefSeq lists its product as uncharacterized. NCBI's taxonomy places the organism in Eukaryota, Viridiplantae, Streptophyta, Magnoliopsida, Poales, Poaceae. The transcript has a single exon. The coding region runs from base 2456 to 3172 and encodes 238 amino acids. Gene Ontology annotation, biological process: root development; shoot system development. The record is from RefSeq and is a predicted model, not a curated record.
UGCAUAGCAAUGUUAGCUAUCCUGAAAUGUUGAAGCAUCAUGUGCACGAUGUAGAUCUGAUCCAAAAAAUGCAUCUUGUGUACGUGUUUGCCUCCAAUGAUUGAGACAUGACAGGCUUAUACACUAUUUAGAUGCCUGAAUCAAUAAAUUAUCCAAAAGAAAAUAAUCGUCCUGUCGUAGAGAUGGGCAGCAAAGUCACAAGCAACUCAACCGGCAAGAUUCUUCUUGUCUGCUGAUUCACGUGUGUGAUGGUUCUACUUCUUUCAUUAUAUAUAGAGAGACACCAUUAGAACACCAUACCCUUACCUUCUUCUCUAGAAGGAAGAUAGCACUGCAGUUUUUGCUGCAAGAAUGGCUUACCAUCUAAGAUCUCCAAGUGCGCUUUCUAGCCCUUAUAUAUCCAGAGACACCAUUAGAGCACCAUACCCUUCCCUUCUCUAAAAGGAAGACAGCACUGCAGUUUUUGCUCCAAGAGUGGCUUCAAGAUCUGCAAGUGCACUUUCUAGCAGUUGCUCUCGCUCCAAUGAAAUCAGUGUUGAGGACCAGUUGCAGAGCACAAGGAAACUGUAUCUUCAGCCUCUUCAACCAUUGCAACAAUUUACGUGUUUUGGAGAGGUUUGGAAGCAUGUUCAACGGCAUUGAGGAGACUAUGUCCUUGCCUAGCAGCCAAGUCAACCCUCGCCAAUCUAAGAAAAGGAAAGCAGCGGAGGACGAGCACUCUUUUCUGCUACUCGAUCUUUGCAGCGCCAUGCGUGCGAGAGAGCACCUCAGGUAUUAAGGUGGGUGGCCAUGAAAAACAAUUGGUUGUAAAAAGAGGAGAAAACGCAGAAAUUGAAUCCAACAUUCAGUUUCAGUCCUAUAUCCGCUUUGCAAAGAAGAUCCAGAAGCAGUUCAAGAAGAUCAGUGAACAGUCUACUUCAGCCAACCAGGAGAGCUGCAGGAUAGUCAAGCGGGUGAAACUAGAGACACUGAUAGCUCAAAUCGCCAGCCCUACUCACAUAUCAUAUUGAAUUUAAUUGCAGUGCAAAGUUCUAGAGUGGUCUCUCAUCCUCCAUAAGACAUUCCAGGAGAGCAGAGUUCCAUGUGAAGUGGAGCAAUUAGAGGUCUUGGAGAUAGAAAUUGUUGAUCUGGAGGCUUUGUUCACAAAGCUGAUCCAAAGCACAUUUUCCCUUCUCAACACUGUCAGCUUGAAGAUAGUCGUAUCAACUCUGAGCCUGUCACAUCUGAUUUGAGGAUUAGCUGAUCACUCUAUAUAAGAAGAAUUGUACAACAAAACUGUCAUUUUUUUCCAAAUUAGGGUCUCCUUUCCAUCACUGAAUGCAAAAGUCAAUUGAAAAAAAACAUUUUGGAUGUGCGUGCGCGAGUGUGAUACAAUGACCCAAAUAAGCAUUUGUUCAGAUUUUUUUAAAUGCUACUCCAAAGAUGCUUGACAUCAGUGAUUGUUAUUAAAGUAGUUAGGGCGCACUGUCCAAGUUGAUAUUUGCAUGGCUUUAUUAUGAGAUGGCCACGUUGCUCAGAUGCAACAUGUUGCCUCUGCAACAAGCAGCAGAUCCUUGUCCAGUGGAUCUGGCUAUCUACAGCCAAAGCAAGCCAGCUCCAACACACGAAGUGGAGCGUGUAAGUAGCAUGAGCUGUGCAGAAUAAAAUACCUGCUGGCAUUGGCGAUUGUGCAACUACGUAACACGCACUUCACCAGUAAUAUUGGGUUAGAGAUCAAUAAACUAAUCCGUGGAGCAUGCAAUUGCGUCAAGAUUGGCCAGUAGAGUAACUAAUCUGUUGAUUCUUGUUGCCAAUAGUUGGAGCAUCACAAUGUGAUAGAUCACUGGGAGAAUAGCUGGCACACUAAAAAAUUGAUAAACACACGCGUGAUGAAGGAAACAGAUUCCUUAUGCUGCUGCCAGAUCUCAAACCUUGAUAGACAACACUGAGGAGAUCAAGAUGGCAGGAUUCUCUUUGUCUACCCUUCAAAAGAUGCUGACUCAUACCCUCGCUCUAUAAAAUAGGUCUUGGCAAAGGCUUGACUCGUCAAGAAAAAAAUUUCACCAAUAAUACACGGUUAGCAAUCACUAAACUAAUCCGAUGAGCAUGCAAUAGUGCCAAGAAUGCUGAGUAGAAUAACUAACCUGUUGAUUCUUGUUGCCAAUAGUUGGAGCAUGACAAUGUGAUAGAUCACUGGGGCAAUAGCUGGCACAGUAAAAAAUUAAUAAACACACGCGUGAUGGAGGAAACAGAUUCCUUAUGCUGCUGCCAGAUCUAAAAACUUGAUAGACAGCAUUGAGAAGAUGAAAUGGCAGGAUUCCUUUUGUCUACCCAUCAAAAGAUGCUGCCUCAUACCCUCUUCUCUCUAUAAAUAGGUCUCGACAGAGACUUGAUUCAUCAGGCAAAAAAAUCGCUUCUCAUUUCUUCCACCUCAUUUCAAUACCAAAAAAGUUUAAGCCAGAGACUAUACAUCGAUAUGGCUUCCCAUCUUAGGUCGAUAAGCUUGCCGUCUAGGCUUCACUCCAGCGAAGCUGUAGUGCAACAAGAGCUGUGCAUCCUAGAGGCAGUGAUCUCCUCACCUUCCACAUGUAUCGUCACAAUGUGUGAAAGUUUGAGGAGGCUUGGAGACAUCUACAGCAAUGUUGAAGAGAUGACUCACUUGCCAAGCAACCAAGUUUGCUCUUCCCAGCAAAGGAAAAUGUUGGAUGCAGAAAUCGAAUCUUCUCUCGAGCUGCUGGAUCUCUGCAACACCAUGCAAGAGAUCUUUGUUGAGUUGAAGGCCAUUAUCCAAGAUCUGCAAGUGGCUCUAAGAAAAGGAGAUGAUGCCACCGUUCAAGCCAAGAUCCAGUCUUAUAGCCGCUUGGUGAAGAAGGCUAAACAAUCUUUCAAGAAGGCAUGCAAGAAGGUCACUCCUGCCAGCACAGAUUGUGCAAUUAUCAGGCUACUGACCAAGGCUAGGGAGAUCACCAUCUCUCUACUUGAGUCGACGCUGCAGCUCUUGUCGAAGCAAAUCGAAAUGCCUAAGCAGUCGCUUGUCUCGAAGGCAUUUUCCAAGAGAAAAGCAGCUGUUUGCGAGGAGGACCAGUUACAGGUGUUAGAGUCCAGCAUUGGAGAUCUUGAGAGCGGAGCAGGACACCUGUUCAGGAUAUUGGUCCAGAGCAGGGUUUCUCUCCUAAACAUCCUUAGCUCAUAGAUACUCCUUUGUUGCCUUUUGACAUCCUGUGAUUGGCAUCCGUGUUUUUGGGGAUUAGCUGAUCAAUUUUGUAAUAUGUAUAUAGUACAAAUACAUGUACAGGAAAAAAAUCAGAAAGGAAGAAAGGCAUAUAAGUUUGAUCCAUUUCAUGUU